Corythoichthys intestinalis (scribbled pipefish) is the source of this 1097-nucleotide messenger RNA. RefSeq names its product tumor necrosis factor, alpha-induced protein 6 (gene tnfaip6). Bases 124 to 915 code for a protein of 263 amino acids. The transcript has 6 exons. NCBI's taxonomy places the organism in Eukaryota, Metazoa, Chordata, Actinopteri, Syngnathiformes, Syngnathidae. The record is from RefSeq and is a predicted model, not a curated record. Gene Ontology annotation, molecular function: hyaluronic acid binding. Gene Ontology annotation, biological process: negative regulation of inflammatory response; cell adhesion.
CCCCUUCAACUCAUUAUCCGCCUCCUCUUUUCACCUCCACUCCAAGGACCACAUAAAUUUGGGCCGGCAGUCUAGGCAGAGGGGGUCCCCGCUUACACACACAUCUGGACAGCAGCUUGCAAGAUGCGUCUUUUGGCUCUAUUGUGGACUCUGAACUUCCUUCUCAAAGAAGGACACACAUGGGGCUACAAGAACGGCAUAUUUCACAACUCCAUCUGGCUGGAACAAGCAGCUGGGGUGUACCAUCGGGAGUCACGGAAAGGGAGAUACCAGCUGACAUACAAGGAGGCCAAAGCCGUGUGCAAGUACGAGGGAGGAAAGAUGGCCACAUACGAGCAGCUGGAAGCCGCUCGGCAAAUAGGUUUCCAUGUUUGCGCUGCGGGAUGGUUCGAUACAGGACGCGUUGGCUACCCCAUUGUCAAAGCUGGUGCUAACUGUGGCUUUGGAAAGGUUGGCAUCAUCGACUACGGUUACAGGCUUAACAAAAGCGAGAGAUGGGACGUAUACUGCUUCAAUCCGAGCUCCAAAGAAUGUGGCGGCGUUCUGACUGAUCAACAGCGGCUCAUCCAGUCUCCUGGCUUUCCAGAGGAUUACCAAGACGAUCAGAUCUGCUACUGGCACAUCCGAGCACGUAUCGGCCAGAGAAUCCUCCUCCACUUCAUAGAUUUUGAUGUAGAGGAUGACACAGCCUGCUUGGCAGACUACCUGGAAGUGUAUGACAGUUAUGACGACGUGUCCGGCUUUGCUGGAAGAUUUUGUGGUGAUUAUUUACCUGAUGACAUAAUCAGCACAGGAAACGUGAUGACGCUGAAGUUCCUUUCGGAUGCUUCAGUCACCGCUGCGGGCUUCCAGUUACAAUACUUUGCCAUGAAUUCAUCUGUUUUGUCACAAAAUUACUCUGACUAUUUCCACUGACCAACAUAAUUGUCUUUAAUAACCGUGAUUAUUGAAGACCUAUUCCUCCUUAUUAAAUGUCUUUACAUUGUUGUUUCUAACCCUGAAAUGUAAGUGCCUCUAGGUGUGUUAAGACUGACUUCUGCCAAUUUAUGAUGAAAGUGCAGGGCGUUAUACAACAUAUGAAUUAAUAAAAUGAACUA